Cynara cardunculus var. scolymus (artichoke) is the source of this 1090-nucleotide messenger RNA. RefSeq names its product probable ATP synthase 24 kDa subunit, mitochondrial. Bases 123 to 842 code for a protein of 239 amino acids. The transcript has 7 exons. The record is from RefSeq and is a predicted model, not a curated record. Gene Ontology annotation, biological process: pollen development. NCBI's taxonomy places the organism in Eukaryota, Viridiplantae, Streptophyta, Magnoliopsida, Asterales, Asteraceae.
CUUCGCAUAAUCCUUUUUAACAGUUCUCUUCUACAAGCGCUAGAUCGCGUCUGAGCCCUAAGAGGAACAAGCAGCCUAACAUCCUUGAAAUCGUCCCAAUCCACCAGUUGCUCAUCGUUCACAUGGCUCGAAUUCUAUCGAGAUCCACUCGCCAGUUAUAUAGCAGUCAAUGCAUUCUGCAACCGCAGCAACAUGCGGUUCCAGCUCGCUUCUAUGCCAAAGAAGCUGCACCUAAAGCUCUCAAGGGCGAUGAAAUGUUGAAGAAUAUAUUUCUUGACGUGAAGAAGAAAUUUGAGACAGCUGUUGGAGUUCUCAGGAAAGAGAAAAUUACUCUUGCUCCUGAAGAUCCUGCAGCAGUUGAUCAGUAUGCCAAAGUCAUGAAGACUGUCAGGGAAAAGGCCGGUCUGUACUCAGAGUCUGAGAGGAUUCAGUUCACCAUUAAGUCACGAACUGAUGGAAUUCAGGAUGCUCGGUCUUAUUUGUUGGUCUUGAAGGAUAUUCGUAUCAAGAGAGGCCUUACUGAUGAACUCGGUGCUGAAACUAUGAUGAUGAAUGCACUUGAUAAAGUUGAGAAGGAAAUUAAGAAGCCACUUAUGAGGAAUGACAAGAAAGGGAUGGCUCUCUUGAACGAAGAAUUUAACAAGAUAAACCAAAAGCUCGGCAUACGCAAGGAAGACUUGCCUAAAUACGAAGAACAGUUGGAGAAAAAGAUUGCGAAGGCACAAUUGGAAGAGCUGAAAAAGGAUGCUCUUGAAGCAAUGGAAACACAAAAGAAAAGGGAGGAGUUCAAUGAUGAGGAAAUGCCGGAAGUGAAGUCGUUGGAUAUUCGAAACAUGCUCUGAAGCGCACCGGAGUUUGGUUCAAUAAUUCUGUGCUCAUUUUGAGGCUUUUGGCUUUAUUUAAUUCUUGUAACGUUUGAAGAAGAAGAAGAUGAUGAUGAUAUGAAUCAAGAGUAGUUGAAUAAAUGUUGACUUUUGAUUCUCACCCAACUUUGUCAAAUCUGAAACCACAUUUGAAUGGUUUUGUAAAAACUCACUUUUUUCAAGUUUAAAGAGAGGGAUGGAUUUGAUUUGAAUCCUAGAUUUGAUGU